UCGCGUUUCAACAUUCCCAACCUGGCAGACUGACGUCGUCGAAAGAUAUUUUUUCGAGCUUAUAUAUUUCAGACAGAAAUUUUAAAAUCAGCAAAAUGCGUGAAAUUGUGCAUCUCCAAGCUGGGCAGUGUGGCAAUCAGAUCGGUGCUAAGUUCUGGGAGGUGAUCUCUGAUGAGCAUGGCAUUGAUCCAACCGGCACAUACCAUGGCGACUCCGACUUGCAGUUGGAGAGAAUCAACGUUUACUACAAUGAAGCUACCGGAGGCAAAUAUGUACCCCGAGCUGUACUUAUCGACCUGGAGCCAGGCACCAUGGACUCUGUCCGCUCUGGUCCAUUCGGACAGAUCUUCAGACCAGACAACUUUAUCUUCGGGCAGAGUGGAGCUGGAAACAACUGGGCCAAGGGUCACUACACCGAGGGGGCUGAGCUGGUAGAUUCGGUUUUGGACGUUGUGCGCAAGGAGGCAGAGAGCUGUGAUUGCCUACAGGGGUUUCAAUUGACACACUCCCUUGGUGGUGGCACUGGCUCCGGCAUGGGAACACUUCUCAUCAGCAAGAUCCGUGAGGAGUACCCAGACCGCAUCAUGGCAACUUUCAGCGUUGUACCAUCUCCAAAAGUAUCGGACACUGUCGUUGAGCCCUACAAUGCCACUCUGUCUGUCCACCAGCUCGUAGAAAACACAGAUGAGACAUUCUGCAUCGACAACGAGGCCCUGUAUGACAUCUGUUUCCGCACCUUGAAGUUGACCACCCCAACGUACGGUGAUCUCAACCAUCUUGUGUCCGCUACCAUGAGUGGUGUCACCACUUGUCUGAGGUUCCCUGGCCAACUCAACGCUGAUCUUCGCAAGCUGGCAGUCAACAUGGUACCUUUCCCACGUCUCCACUUCUUCAUACCUGGCUUUGCUCCCCUGACCAGUAGAGGCAGCCAGCAGUACCGUGCCCUGACCGUUCCCGAGCUGACCCAGCAGAUGUUCGAUGCCAAGAAUAUGAUGGCUGCCUGCGAUCCUCGUCACGGCCGCUACCUGACUGUAGCAGCUAUGUUUCGUGGUCGCAUGUCCAUGAAGGAAGUCGAUGAGCAGAUGCUGAACGUGCAGAACAAGAACAGCAGCUACUUCGUGGAAUGGAUCCCCAACAACGUCAAGACCGCUGUCUGCGACAUCCCACCACGAGGUCUUAAAAUGGCUGUCACCUUCAUCGGCAACAGCACUGCCAUCCAGGAGCUGUUCAAGCGCAUCUCUGAGCAGUUCACCGCUAUGUUCAGGCGCAAGGCUUUCUUGCAUUGGUACACCGGUGAGGGUAUGGAUGAGAUGGAGUUCACUGAGGCUGAGAGCAACAUGAACGACUUGGUGUCUGAGUACCAGCAGUACCAGGACGCAACAGCUGAGGAGGAGGGCGAGUUUGAUGAGGAGGAAGAGGGGGAGGGUGAGCCGGAAUAGCUGAAACCAAAGCCAACAAAAAACAUCAACCAGAACGUGGACAAUAUGCGAGACUUUAAAAUGACGAUUAAUGAUAAUAGUAGUGGGGACACAAGCAAUAAUAACAUAAUAACCAUUUCUAACUGCACAACCUCCAAAUAACAAAGCAUUAUUGUUGCCUGUCUUGAGUUGUGUUGCGAGUGUGUACAGCAUUUUCUGUUGUUUUCAAAACCAAAGACCCUAUAAACCUUUAUCAUGAUGCCACCAUUUCAGUCAUGUUCCCUGUAUCCAAUAACAUCACUGAAUGAUAAUGGUUUUUGUGCAAAAAGGAACCAGACCCAGUUUUCCUUCCAGUCUCGCUUUGGUUAUACGUUGAUUUGAAUGGGAAAAAUCAAGAUUGCUGAAAGACGAUAAUGGUCUAUAUAGGGCCUGAUGUACGCUAUUUUUGUGCUUUCAAUUGGUGAUGUAAGCAAAAUAAUGUUAAACAAAAUAAUGAUCCGUUAUCAAUAUCUUAAAUGCUGUUAUUGAUUGUUUCAAAAUGUUAAAAAUUGCUGUGCAAGAACAUUUCACUCUUCUUGACGUAGUCGCCCGUGAAAUAUUUUAUGAUUUAAUCAAUGUUUAGAUUAACUGCAGUUCACCUGUUAUGAUUUCCAGACUACACGUAUAAUCAGCCGUCUUUUUUGGUAUUUCCUCGAGUAAGCUGUAAAAACUGUGUUUAGAGCUUAAACUCUCUAAACAUUUAAUUGAACUCACUUUUGUCUAUGUUUGAAUCUACAUGCUUAUGUUUAGGGAUGUCUGUGACAUGUUUAGGCAUCGCACGAAAUCCGUUUAUUCAGUACCAUCAAGUAGCCUAUAAAUUGUAAAAGUAAAUGACAGGCUAAUUACACACUUCUAUCACACUUUCAUUAUUUGUCUAAGAAAAACGAACAUUAAACCAUAUAGUUAACUUUUUUUCAUAAGAUAUUGUUACUGGCACUAUCAAGCUUUCGUAUUGUGCAAAAUCCUAACAUGUCUCAGACUAAACAUGUGAUAAAAGUGGGUACAAAAGUGUUUAAACUAUAGCACCAUUUGACAGUGUAGUUUAAAAACACAAAAGCGUCGGAAUAUUAUACUGAUCAACGCUAUUAAUAAUGGAAAGAUGUGGUGGAGGGUUAUAAAUAAAUAAAAACAACUCAAAGAUGGCA
This is a messenger RNA of Patiria miniata (bat star), 2602 nucleotides long. Its product is annotated as tubulin beta chain-like. Gene Ontology annotation, cellular component: cytoplasm; microtubule. The transcript has 3 exons. Bases 96 to 1439 code for a protein of 447 amino acids. Lineage: Eukaryota; Metazoa; Echinodermata; Asteroidea; Valvatida; Asterinidae. Gene Ontology annotation, biological process: microtubule cytoskeleton organization; mitotic cell cycle. Gene Ontology annotation, molecular function: structural constituent of cytoskeleton; GTPase activity; GTP binding. The record is from RefSeq and is a predicted model, not a curated record.